Molecule: messenger RNA, 2562 nt
Organism: Zophobas morio
Lineage: Eukaryota; Metazoa; Arthropoda; Insecta; Coleoptera; Tenebrionidae
Product: ankyrin-3-like
Exons: 1
Coding region: 37-2562 (841 amino acids)
Molecular function (GO): protein binding
Source: RefSeq, a predicted model, not a curated record
AAUAGUGAGGGACUAACACCUCUAGAAAUCGCCGAGAUGGGCAGACAGGCCGAUGUUGUAAAAUUGUUGCAGAGUUUAUCAGGGAUUCGUAAGCGGAGUCAUGAUGACGACGUACUGGAGAGUACGAAAAGAUUUAAAAUUGAAGAUGGUACUGCUGCUGAUGUUGUUGUACAGUCUGCCGAAAAUCUUUGUGAGGAAACUAAAACAGAUUGUGACCUUAUUCCUCAAACCAUGAAGGACGUUUUGAAUUCUACGUGUAACGAAAACCGAGUGAGUGUCAUUCGGAAUGAGAUUAGAUGUGGUAAUAUUAACAUUGUAAAGUAUUUGCUUUCAAAAGGAACUCACGUGGAUGAACGGGUGUUAAAUGGCAAUACUUUGCUACUUGAAGGGGUAAGAAGUGGCCAGUUUGACAUAGUCAAGCUAUUAGUUGAAGAAGGAGCAGAUUUAAAUAAAAUCGGUAGUGAUAUGCCCUUACAUGUAGCGUGUGCAAAAGGAUACUUGGAAAUUGUAAAAUUUCUCGUGGAACAUGGCGCAGAUGUAAAUCUUAAUUCGUCAACAACCAAACGUACCCCAUUGCACAAUGCCGCAUUUUAUAAGCAAAUAGAAAUCGCCCAGUAUCUUCUGAAUCAUGGUGCCGAUAUUAAUAAACCAACUGUACGAAGCAAGGACACGCCUUUACACGUAGCAGCCCAGAAAGGAAACGCAGAAAUGGUUAAGUUUUUGGUUCUUAAUAACGCAGACUAUUGUGCUGUUAAUAAGAAGGCAUUAACACCACUAAAAGUUGCUGAUCGCAACAAUAAACCGUCAGUUGUGCGAUUUUUAAAGAAUUUGCCCAGAUCUUUUAAGACACCAGAUAGGUUUGUGAAAGACCAAGCUUCUAUCAUUGCGAGUCUUCUCAGAGGUGAAAACAAUCCAGACACCAAUGCUGCCUUAAAAAAAGAAAUUUGGAAGGGCAAUAUCGCCCUAGUUAAAAAUUUAGUUGCACGAGGUUUCGGCGUUAAUACGCACAUGCGCAAUAGUCAGUCCAUGUUAUCAGAAGCGGCACGAAGUGGGCAGCUCGAAAUUGCAAAGUUUUUAGUGGAAAAGGGGGCCAGUAUUGAUGCACAGUGCCGCGUGACUCCUUUAUAUGGAGCAUGUAAAGAAGGCGAUUUUGAGAUGGUAAAAUAUCUCGUCGAUAAAGGUGCUAAUGUUAAUUUCAUGUCUGCGAGAAGUGAAGGCCCUCCACUGCUUUCAGCGGUCGUUGGCAAUCAUAAGUCAUUAGUUGAGUACCUUAUAAGUCACAAUGCCGAUGUGAAUCAGCGACAAGUAGACGGGAAUACCCCUCUACAUCACGCGGCGCAGAAAGGGCUACUCGACAUGAUUAAAAUUUUAGUAGAGAAUGGUGGAGCAGUGGACGUUGUUAAUAAAAUGGGAUUAACGCCGCUGCAGUUGGCUGAGAAAAAUUACCAGUCUGAUGUAACACUGAUGCUCUUGAAGGGUCAAGAUACGUCUCUACACAAAGCGAUACAAGGUGGCCACUUAGAAACUGCGCGAUUUUUAAUAGGAACGGCAGCAGACGUCAAUAAUUUGAAUGAAUUCGGCGAUACACCUCUGACUCUCGCCAUACAAGAAGGAUACACCGAGUGUGUCAACCUAUUACUAAAUCAUAGCGCCGAGGUUAACACCAAAGGUGCUUAUAACCCAUUGUGGGAGGCCGUGAGACUCGGCGAUCUUGACAUAAUCAAGAGUCUGGUGGCUAAAGGUGCCAACGUCAACGAGCGGCAAAAUGGUGAAACCCUCCUUCAUAAAACCGCUAGAAGCGGCCAAUACGAAAUCGUCGAGUUUUUAGUGACAAAUCAAGCCGUCGUCAACGUCGUGAACCAAGAAGGCUUGACUCCUCUGUACUUCGCGUCCAAAGAAGGCCACUACAAGAUCGUCAGUUUUCUCUUGAAAGUAGGAGCCGACGUUAACUUAUCCGAUCCCAACGCGUUUACACCUCUUCAUGGAGCAGUCAGUGUCAACCAUCUCAGAAUAGUGCGGCUUUUACUCGAGAAUAAAAGCAACGUGAACAAGCAAUUUACACAUGGUGAUAGCGUGUUGCACUUGGUUGCAGAAACUGGUAACCAUUUAAUUUUCGAAACUCUAGUGAAAGCGGAAAAUGUGAAUGUCAAUAUUAUUAACGCGAAAGGAUUGACGCCUUUGUAUGUCGCAUCGAAUCGAGGGCAUCUGAAAAUUGUUGAAAUGCUAAUAAGUAGUAACGCUGUUGUCAGUCUGGGGAAAUGUAUGACUUUUGCACCUUUACAUGGCGCAGCAGCGGGUGGAUUUGUGGAAGUGGUUAGGUUUCUUGUGGAGAAGGGAGCCAAUGUACGGGAAGCUUCCGCCACUGGCGAUACAGCUCUUCAUAAGGCGGCCCAAGGUGGUCACUUAGAUGUUGUGAAGUAUCUUGUGCAGAAAAGAAUUGAUGUAAUGGCUGUCAAUCAUGGUGGGAAGACCGCGAUGGGUGUAGCCGCACAGGAGGGACACAUGCAAGUUGUAAACUUCUUCAUUAUGUAUAAUAAAGCCGAAACUGUACUCGUGGAGUGA